This is a messenger RNA of Pteronotus mesoamericanus, 1639 nucleotides long. It is a transcript of the gene LRRC61, whose product is annotated as leucine rich repeat containing 61. Bases 362 to 1141 code for a protein of 259 amino acids. NCBI's taxonomy places the organism in Eukaryota, Metazoa, Chordata, Mammalia, Chiroptera, Mormoopidae. The record is from RefSeq and is a predicted model, not a curated record. The transcript is spliced from 2 exons. Gene Ontology annotation, molecular function: protein binding.
GUGCUGCCUCUCAGCCCCAGGCGUCCCUGUCCCUGCCUGCCUCCCAUCUGUUUCCUCGUCUGGGACUGGAGGCUGGUCCUCCAGAGGACCAGAGGCUACACAUUGGCCCACGUGAUCUAGAAACUAUUUUGAAUUUACUGUAACAUUUUUAAGAAUUGCGUCAAGAACAUUUUCAGGAGGAUGAAGCCAGGCUCAGGGACCUGCUGGCCUCUGAGCGGGGGUGUUGGAAACAGGCGUCUGGCACUGGCGCAGUCAGGGUUGAUAGCGCCUUUUUUGGGUUGAACAGCCGGCUGACCCCAGUGGUGCCUGUGUCCCUGUGACAGACUGUCGAGGCCCAGGCCACCUGCUCUGUCUGCGUCUCAUGGAGCCUCAGGGUGAGAAGCCAGGAGAGGCCGAGGGGGUGCGCAUCACGCCCCAGCUGCUCAAGUCGCGCUCGGGGGAGUUCGCCUUGGAGUCCAUCCUGCUGCUGAGGCUGCGGGGCUCGGGGCUGGCGGACCUGGGCUGCCUGGGCGAGUGCCUGGGCCUCGAGUGGCUGGACCUGUCGGGCAACGCGCUCACCCAGCUGGGCCCCCUGGCCUCCCUGCGCCAGUUGGCCGUCCUCAAUGUGGCCGACAAUCGGCUGACGGGGCUGGAGCCGCUGGCCUCCUGCGAGAACCUGCAGAGUCUCAAUGCCGCCGGCAACCUGCUGGCCACCCCAAGCCAGCUACAGUGUCUGAGCGGGCUGCGCGGCCUGGAGUACCUUCGGCUCCGGGACCCUUUGGCUCGGCUCAGCAACCCGCUCUGUGCCAGCCCGUCCUACCCGGCUGUGGCCCGAGAGCUGCUGCCGGGCCUGAAGGUCAUCGACGGUGAGCGUGUGACUGGGCGCGGCAGCGAAUUCUACCAGCUGUGCCGCGACCUGGACAGCUCCUUGCGGCCCAGCCCCAGCCCAGGCCCCAGCAUCCCCGAGGCCCGGCCCUGGGUGGGCCCCGGGUACUGGGAGUCCCGGCCACCCCGGAGCAGCUCCAUCCUGGAGGAGGCCUGCCGGCAGUUCCAGGACACCCUGCAGGAGUGCCGUGACCUGGACCGCCAGGCUGAGGACAGCCUGGCUCAGGCGGAGCAGGCUCUGCGCUCUGCGGGUACAGCCUCGUCCUUUGUCUUCUGAACGUGCCCCUGGCCCGGGACGACCUGGCACAUGGCCGUGGGGCCGGCAUAGUGGGGCCUGGGUGCCCACAUCUCCGCUCCUGACUCUGCACUUGUCUUCAUGGUUUCAUCGUGCUGGUCGCUGUCCCUGCAAACUGGGCUACUUCUUUAUCCCCUUUCCUGAGAGCAGACGCCCCCCUGCCCCACUCCUACCUCAAGACAAUUCUACUGUAUGUUCUUCAGGGACGUGCCGCCCCCGUGCCUGCCUCGGGCAGGCGUGAGGGCCCUCCACGAGCGGCUGGCACCGGGGGCCGGGGAGGAGGCCCCAGGCCUUCGCCGGCCACUCCUGGCUCCUGGGGCCUGAGACUUAGUGGAAGGAACCUUGCUACUCCCUCAGGUUAAAGGUGGCAAAAACAGGGACGGCCUGCCUCCCAUCCCAGGGGCCACGGAAGAGGAUGUAAACAUCACAUGGAGUGUGGAAGCCGGCAUUCACCCCGCUUCCAGGCCCGCCUGUCCGGAC